Pseudomyrmex gracilis is the source of this 780-nucleotide messenger RNA. Its product is annotated as uridine diphosphate glucose pyrophosphatase-like. Gene Ontology annotation, molecular function: UDP-sugar diphosphatase activity; metal ion binding. Lineage: Eukaryota; Metazoa; Arthropoda; Insecta; Hymenoptera; Formicidae. The coding region runs from base 101 to 766 and encodes 221 amino acids. The record is from RefSeq and is a predicted model, not a curated record. The transcript is spliced from 3 exons. Gene Ontology annotation, biological process: ribose phosphate metabolic process; nucleoside phosphate metabolic process.
UUGCGGACGCCAUAUUGCAACUCCGUCCAUUAUCGACGGAGAUUAAGAAGGAACCGGCCUUGAACCGUACCCAGUGACAUCCUGAUUUUUGAAAGCCAAAAUGAGUGUCAUCGUGCGGGACGAUGCUCUGCGCAAGAGGAUGCUCGAUCUGCGGGAUGUCCGCGUAGGAAAAGUCCCGCAGGACUCGCCGUGGAUGAGAACCGUUCGUUUGCAUUACACGCAAGACGGCCGAAGUAAGGAGUGGGACAUAAUAAAAAUUCACGACAGCGUGAGUAUAGUUGUCUUCAACACGAGUCGAAAGAAGCUCGUAUUUGUCAGGCAAUUUCGGCCAGCGGUGUAUUACGCGUGUCUGCCGGAAGGACAAAAUACAAUCGACACCGAACUCAAUCCCGCGACACUCGGUUUGGCUUUGGAGCUCUGCGCUGGCAUCAUAGACAAGGACAAACCGCUCGUCGAGAUUGCGAGGGACGAAUUGCUGGAGGAGUGCGGCUACGAGGCGCCAAUUUCAGAGUUCAAACAAGUUUGCACUUACUUAUCAAGUGCUUCUGCUAGUGCAAAGCAAACACUUUUCUACGUGGAAGUCACAGAUGACAUGCACACACAUCCUGGCGGUGGUGACGAAUCCGAAGGUGAGGUCAUAGAGGUGGUGGAAUUGAGCAUUCCAGAACUAAAGGAUUACGUAAAAUCCAAGGAAGUACAGAGUCCCUCCAGUUUUCUCUUUGGUGUGUCUUGGUUUUUACUUAAUAAACCUGAAUACUGUUCAUAGAUUAAAACUAAAGA